AUGUGGUCGAAACAAGCCGAUAACGUGCGCACCCCCAAACCCAACAACAUGACCACGUUCCGGAACAAAAUAACCAAUAGAAAAUCGAAAAAUAACGCCGACAAUAAUAAUCCGACUGAUACUGCCUCGCUCACUGAUAAUAAGUUAGAAACUGAUAAGAAAAAGCAGCAGCAGCAACAACAGACCAAGUCUUCAAAUCCGAAGACAGGAAGAAAUAGAACAAGGAAACAAAACAAAAAAGAAGCUGCUGCCAAGGAGAAAAAUGAGAAAAAUCUAGUUGCCUCUCAAGACAAGGUUACAAUAAUUGAAAAAGAGACUAAUAAUGAUGAAUGUGACGGUGUAGUUUUAAGAAACUCUAGUUUAAGUCGUACCAAUAGUACAUCGGUAAAACGUUACAGUGACAGUUUUGUGUUGGAAAAUCAACUAACAAACCAAGAAACUGAGGAAAAACAAAAAGUCACCAACCCUACUCCAUUAACCCGAGCUCUAAGCGGGUUUUUCGUUAUAGAUUCCAGUAAAAGGCACAAUAGAAGAUUCAGUGAUCUUUUUAGGCCUGUUAGUAGUAAGUUUUCUGGUAGUACUGAAAGUUUACAGAUUCCUAUAAAACUAGAAAAAAAUGUUCCUGAAAAAGUGGUGAAACAAGACACAAAGAAUGAGUCUAAGGCUAAUAAAAAGGCUGAAAGUGCUGCUAAGAAAAAUGCACAGACUUUUGCCAAACCUUCAACAACCGAAUCAAAUUCUUAUCUGAAACGAGUCAAAUCGAAAAUUUAUAAGAGCAAAAGUGAUGAUACGUCAAAAAUUGAAGUGGACUCAAAAUACAAAAAACUAAAACCAAAAAAAUCGCUGGAUCUCAAUGGAAGAAUACCUGAAGAAGAUGUUGUAUCGCCAACUAGCGGCGGUAUUCAGAAAUCUUUAGGACACUUCCAUUUCGGUAGACUAACAAGACAAACUACUAAUUUGGAAAGGAUUAGUCGUCCAUUUGGUUCUCAAAAGUCAGUGGAAACGUCACAAACUGACGGACUAGAAAGGCCAAUCUUAGCCAAGUCAAAAUCGAGUAGCGCGAUUAAUCUGAGCUUGCUAAGGACGCGCAGAGCCAAAUUGCUGGAGCAAUCGGCUCCCCUCUGUAAAGACGAAUUCGAUUUUAUAGCAUUUGGGGAUGUCAAAUCGGCUGGCUCUAGUACUAGUUUGCACAGGUUUCCUAGUUGGUUGCAUCUCAAUAAAGGUGAAGCCAAAGUAUCGCAGCCAGUGUCCAGGACCGGAUCGGAUAGACGGCCGGACGCCGUCCGCGAGGAGGGUGCCCGGCCCGUCGAAGAUUCAAACUUUCAACAGCAAGGAGACGGCGCUUCGGACCAUCAUACGGAAACUUCUUCGGAGAAGAAAGACACCAAUAUGCCGCAAGAAAGCUCCAGCAAUUUACAUUUGAGCGGUGCCAAAAGGCGAACCGGUGGACACAUUAAUCGAUCCGAAAGUGUAAAAGAACAAUCCGAAAAGAGUCGGAAACAACAAAGAAGAAACAUCAGCGAUCCUUCUCAUGCCCAUAAUACCAGUAGCUAUGACGUGGACGAGCGACAAGAUGCUUCAACCAAAAACACCGAAUCAGGAAGCUCAUCAAAUUCCAGUAUAUCUGUUGUCAAUGGUAGAUUAUCUGAAAGUCCUUCAAACAGUAUGGACGUGCACCAAGCUACAGUCAGAACCCAAUCAGAUUCUGACAGUGAUAUGGACAACGAAACCGAUCCCCUAAACUGGCGCGAUCUAGUUACCGAAGAAGAACUUAAAAAAUUAAACCCCAACGAAAAAAAGCGACAAGAAGUCAUAAACGAAUUGUUCCUUACAGAGGCCUCGCACAUGCGUAUGCUAAAAGUCUUAUACAAAUUGUUUUAUAAAAGUAUACACUCGAGUCAACUAUUAAAACCAGACGAAUUAAACCUCAUUUUCCCUAAUAUAAAAGAGCUAUUGGACAUUCAUACUGAAAUCAACAAAGAAAUGAGACGAAUAAGGAAAGAAGAUCCUCUAGUAAGACAAAUAGGUGACAUGUUAGUAAAUACCUUCACUGGAACCCAAGGCGAACAAUUACAAAAAGCCUCUGCUGCAUUUUGUGAACGUCAACAACUCGCUCUGGAAUUCAUCAAAAGACGUCGAGAGCGAGACAACAAGUUUGACGCUUUGUUAAGCGAGUGUGAGAAAAAGAGACAGUGCAAACGGUUGCAGCUGCAAGGAAUUGUGCCAUACGAGAUGCAAAGACUUACAAGAUAUCCCUUGUUGUUGGAGCGGUUGAUUAAAAGUGUUGAAGCUGCUGAGAAGACUUGUAGCGAAUAUCAAGACGAAUUGGUUAAACUCAGACUAGCACAUCAAAGUUCCAAAGACAUCCUCAGAUUCGUAAACGAAGCCACCAAAGUGGCCCACAACAAACACCGUCUGGAGGAAAUCCAACGCCACCUGGACGUUUCCAAUUUCCGAAAUAACGAUCACCCCAUCGUUUACGAUUUCAAAAAUAUCGAUCUUACUAGGUAUAAGUUAAUAUUGGAAGGCAGUCUACAAUUGAGGAGGCCUAACAAAGCACCGGUCCAAGUCCAUGUUCUCCUUAUGGAAGAAAUGGUGGUGAUUUUGCAAAAGGAAAAUGAAAAGUUUCUGUUGAAGUUUUUCCAGUCAGGGGCACCUACGCAAAUGGCUCCUCUUUCGCCUAUAAUCAAAAUGAGUACGCUUUUGGUGCGAGAAAAUGCUGUCUGUAAAAAUGCCUUGUUCCUUGUAAAUACAUCAACAACGAGUAGUCAAAUGUACGACCUGCACGCCGAAGACGAACCCAAACGGGAAAUCUGGCUAAAACAAUUCUCGGACGCAGCAGAUGCCUAUAACCGUCGUGAAGGUAAACCUAUCCGUUCCGGUCCUAUUCUCACGCAGCCUUUGGAACCAGUUUCCGAUUCUGAUUCAGAUUCGAUUCGUGGACCGGAACCUGAGUUAGUGGUACCGCCUGAAGUUAAAGAAGAUCCUCAGUCGGAAAAUGAGGAAGUUCCUGCUACUGUAGAGGCGGAGCCGUCUGUGGAUGAGGCCAAAGAUAGUCAGAGAGAGGAGCCUGAAAGUGGUGCACCAGAAUCGUCCAACGGUGGUGGUGGUGAUUUGCAACAAGUAACCGAGAUGAAAGUGAGCGCUGAAGAGUGGCCCUUGAUCCAGCCAUCGCAAGUUUGCGUGGAAGUACCGCCAGUGCAUACUGCCGAGUCGAUGCUUACACCACUAGAGCAAAUCCGAAGAAAAGAUGCACUGGUGAAACAAGCAUUAGCUGAAAAAGAAGACCUUGUUGCCGACAUGUUGGCCAUUCCUCGUGAACAUUUCGAACACAUUGCUGACAUGACGACCACCAACAAUCUUGGAGGUCACACUUCAGACAUAACUGACAGGCUUUUAGCCAGCGUCUUCCAGGUCGAUAUUCUUCAGAAGGCGGUCAACGAGGCUUUGAACAUCACCGAAAGCGAAGUGAUGGCCGCCAGGGGCGGCAAAUCUCCUGUUUGUACCGGCCAAGAAGUGACCGAAACUAGAUCUGUGAUUCCCAGUGUGCCUGCUGGAUUAGUUGGGGACAUUGCCGCUUCCCUCAGUUUACAGCUUACUACUUUAUUGAGUGAAUUUAAGCAAGUCGAAGACGAGCGAGAUAGACUCAGAAAGGAACUUCACAAAGUGAGAGAGCAACUUCAUGUUGAACACAAACUCCACAGCCCAGUGCCAUUCGAAGAUCCGGAUCCUGCUGUUACUUCCGAUGAAAGUAAUCAGGAAAUAUUUUGUGAAUCAAUCAGCGAAGAACCAAAUUAG
Messenger RNA from Ceutorhynchus assimilis (cabbage seed weevil), 3798 nucleotides. The record is from the annotation of a GenBank genome assembly. NCBI's taxonomy places the organism in Eukaryota, Metazoa, Arthropoda, Insecta, Coleoptera, Curculionidae.